AAACACAAAAUCCCUCCAAUAAUUUGUCUACUCCUUGCUCGGGAAGCUUUGUAAAAUUCUACAAAUUUCUAGGGUUCAUAUAAGUUUUUUUCGUGUUAAUUUACUUGCUUCUUCCAUGAAAAAAUUGUUCAAGAAAUGACUGAAGAUAUGUUAUACGAAGACAGCUCCAAGAUUUUCGUUGAUGUUCGUUUUGUUCUAAUUGGAUUCGACCCCCUUAGGAAGGAACAGAUUCGGUCCAAGCUCGUGGAAGGUGGUGGAGUUGAUGCAGGCAAAUAUGGACCAGAUUGCACCCAUCUUAUUGUUGAUAGUAUUAUCUACGAUGACCCCAUAUGUGUUUCUGCUCGACGGGUUGGAAAAAUAGUUGUUACCAGCUUGUGGGUUGCACACAGUUUUGAUUUAGGAAUGCCUGUCGAUCACCAUUCUGUCAUGUACAGACCUCCAAGAAAUUUGAAUGGAAUUCCAGGUGCUAAAUCACUGAUAGUCUGCUUAACUGGGUAUCAACGGCAAGAUCGAGAUGAUAUUAUGACAAUGGUGGGACUGAUGGGUGCAAACUUUUCAAAGCCGUUGGUGGCAAACAAAGUCACUCAUCUCAUAUGCUACAAAUUUGAGGGGGAGAAAUAUGAACUUGCCAAGAAAAUGAAGACGAUUAAGCUUGUUAAUCAUCAGUGGUUGGAGGAUUGUUUGAAGUCUUGGGAAAUCCUUUCAGAAGCAGAGUAUGCUAAGAGUGGGUAUGAGUUGGACAUGAUGGAAGCUGAAGCCAAAGAUUCUGAAGAUGAAAAUGAGGGCAUUGCUGCAAACAGGUCUGCAGAAACAAUAGCUAUCAUGGGUCCUGAAUAUCCAAAAAGUCCUAAUCAAUUCCUUGUGAAGCAGGAAGCCUCUACAAACAUUUCAGACUUAAACAUAUUUAGAGGCUUGUCAGGUCUUGGGAACACAAAAGAGCUGUCAUUAUCUGCUUCAAAGCAGUCAAAAUCUGACCAGGUUCCAGCCUUUGAAGAAUCUCCCAAUAGGCAUGAUGAAAUGCUUAAUUCCAACUUCUGUCGAACAAAAGAAGAGCCACCAUCUAGCAUGCAACAAAAUGGAAGUGAUUUGGUUUCUGUUUCAAAUAGUGCCAGGAAGUCUCCUCAUUCUUGUUCGUCCAGAGAAUUCCCAAGGAAAUUCAGUUCUCCAAUGACCUCUGAACAUAUGAAGAGUUAUUCAGGAAGUCCUGCUGCUACUGAAGCAGGUAUAGGGUAUGAUUGCUUUAACCUGUCCUCUCAGAGAGGACUAGAAAAAAGUGAGUUAGGUGUAAAAACUCCAAAGAAUUUGUCGUUUUCUGGGAAGGGUCAAAGCAGUAGACUGCCUGAGAAAAGGAAUAUGGGGAUUUCAGACAGUAGCUUCAAGUCACCAAGGACUGGUAAUAAUCCAGAAAGCAUACCAGAUGGUUAUUUGACGGCAAAUCGUUCUGAAGAGUUAAUAAAUUCGUCAAAGUUACAUAGUCUAAGCCACGGAGGCAGUCAUCUAUUGUCUACGAACCCUGCCCCUCACUUGGACAAGGGUGUAACUUUGGAAACCAUGCAGCAUUAUGAUUCAACCAUUUCCAAUCCUGCGACACUAAGCACUGGGCAAGGGCAUGAUGAGGAUGCACCUCAAAGCAGCACUUGUAUGAUGAUGGGGUCGAAAGGGACUAGUCAUGCUACUGUUGAUGUUAGUGGGCCACUGGAUGAACGGCAUGAUGUCCCAUCUCCAGUUAAUGAAAGAAGAGAUACCCUGAAGUCUAAUGUGCUGUCUGAGUUCAAUAAAGCUGGAGAUGAUUCCAUGUCAGGGUCUAAGACAUUGAAGAAAAGAUCACUUUCCAAGAAGACACUCGGAUCUAGACAAAGUCUCGGUAAAGGGGAUGGCAGAAAUCAGAAAGGUUCUUUACUCAUUAACAAGACUGUUCUGACGAAUGAUUCAGCUGCGUCCAGUAGCGGAGGGAGAGAGGAGACAGAGCACCAAAAUAUCUUAAGCUCUACAAAGGGUGAGGUUCUGCCUGCAGAUAAUGCUGAUUCGAGCAAGGAGAUCGAGAGAAAUAAUUUUUUGAAUUCUGAAAAAGAAUCUGCCAAAACAAAUGAAUCCCUAAAUGAUGAUACUGAGGCUCCAGAGGACCAAGAAGAUGAAGAAUUAAAUGUUCUAAGAGAGAAGUCUACUGGUACUGAAGCACAACAUUCAGGGCUUCAAUCAGCGGAGAAGAAAAUAAAUGCAAACAAGAUGGUACAUAAGAAUGACAGGAAGGAUAUUGCAAAGAGUCUUAGUACUGAAAGCAAUGAAUUUGAAACUCAAAAGACUUCUUCUGGCAAGGAGACCAAGUUAAGUCAGUCAACUUCUGUGGGGAAAGCUUCAGAGGAGAAAGUUCCCGAAGGUCCAAAAUGUCUGAAGAAGAAUAGCAAGAAAACUAAUCUAGCUACUAAAAGAGCUGCUGCUUCUGUAGAAGGCGCUCUUAGUACUGAAAGCAAUGAAUUUGAAACUCAAAAGACUUCUUCUGGCAAGGAGACCAAGUUAAGUCAGUCAACUUCUGUGGGGAAAGCUUCAGAGGAGAAAGUUCCCGAAGGUCCAAAAUGUCUGAAGAAGAAUAGCAAGAAAACUAAUCUAGCUACUAAAAGAGCUGCUGCUUCUGUAGAAGGCGCUCUUAGUACUGAAAGCAAUGAAUUUGAAACUCAAAAGACUUCUGGCAAGGAGACCAAGUUAAGUAAGUCAACUUCUGUGGGGAAAGCUUCAGAGGAGAAAGUUCCCGAAGGUCCAAAAUGUCUGAAGAAGAAUAGCAAGAAAACUAAUCUAGCUACUAAAAGAGCUGCUGCUUCUGUAGAAGGCGCUCUUAGUACUGAAAGCAAUGAAUUUGAAACUCAAAAGACGUCUGGCAAGGAGACCAAGUUAAGUAAGUCAACUUCUGUGGGGAAAGCUUCAGAGGAGAAAGUUCCCGAAGGUCCAAAAUGUCUGAAGAAGAAUAGCAAGAAAACUAAUCUAGCUACUAAAAGAGCUGCUGCUUCUGUAGAAGGCGCUCUUAGUACUGAAAGCAAUGAAUUUGAAACUCAAAAGACUUCUUCUGGCAAGGAGACCAAGUUAAGUCAGUCAACUUCUGUGGGGAAAGCUUCAGAGGAGAAAGUUCCCGAAGGUCCAAAAUGUCUGAAGAAGAAUAGCAAGAAAACUAAUCUAGCUACUAAAAGAGCUGCUGCUUCUGUAGAAGGCACAGAAAGGAAGAAGUGCAGAACUGAUAGAAACAAGGUAGAAGCAAAGAAAGGAAAAGGGUUUCCAUCUGAAACUGGAAAAGCCACAGUAAUUUCGACUGAGAAUCAAUUGAAGAGCUCCAUGGAUGUGGAGAAGGAGAAUAUGUCUGUUAUUGGACUCCAGAAUGCGGGUGAUAAUGAACAUGAAGCUGACAGAAGUUCUCCUUCUGAUAAAAAGUCUCGUUCGUUGAAGGUUACAGAAGUACAAAGUGAGCCUAGGUGGUUUAUAGUUAGUGGACAUCGGCUACAAAGGAAGGAGUUUCAGCAGGUUAUCAAGCGAUUGAAAGGGAAAGUGUGCAGAGAUUCUCACCAUUGGUCAUAUCAGGCAACCCAUUUCAUUGUUCCUGCUCCAGUACGAAGAACAGAGAAGUUUUUUGCUGCUGCAUCCUCUGGAAGGUGGAUUUUGAAGACAGAUUAUUUAACUGCUUGUGUUGAGGCUGGAAAAUUAUUAGAUGAGGAGCCAUAUGAAUGGCACAAAAAGGGAUUGACUGAAGACUUAGCAAUCAACUUAGAGGCCCCAAGAAAGUGGCGACUUCUGAGGGAGAGGACUGGACAUGGCGCAUUAUAUGGAAUGAGGAUAAUCAUUUAUGGAGACUGCAUUGUACCACCAUUGGAUACAUUGAAGUGUGCAGUCAAGGCAGGGGAUGGCAUUAUAUUAGCAACUUCUCCUCCUUAUAGUCGAUUCCUUGAGUCAGGUGUUGACUUUGCCAUUGUUAGUGAGGUCAUGCCACGCUGUGACAAGUGGGUUCAAGAAUUCUUAAGGCAUGAGAUACCUUGUGUGUUGCCUGAUUACUUGGUGACUUAUGUGUGCAAACCUGGUUAUACCCUCAACAAUUAUGUGCAAUACAACACUCAUUCCUGGGCAGAAAGAUCACUGAAAAAACAUAUCAAUCGUUUGGAAGAGAUUGUUGAGGAGAUGGAGCCAUCAGAUGACAGUAGUAAUGAUAUAGCAUGCCAGGUGUGUGGGUCGCCUGACAGGGGGGAAGUAAUGCUGAUCUGUGGUGACGAAAGUGGCUCUCUUGGAUGUGGCAUUGGCAUGCAUGUAGAUUGCUGUGAUCCUCCCCUUGAAUGUGUACCCGAGGAAGACUGGUUUUGCCCAGAGUGUAGCAAGAACAUAAGUAAUACAAGUACCAAAAGGAAGUCCAAAAAAGGGACCUCUAAUUCAAAGAAGAAGAAGAAGUGAUAAUCUGUCUGUUGGCUAGGGUCUGUAUAAUAGCUUCACUCAAGUUAGAUUAGUAAAAGUGUACAAAAAUAAUUAUUCACAUUGCAGCAUCUUGCUGCUUUUCUUGAAGAAGUUGAUUUUCAAUGUUGUGUAAAAUCAUCUCUUGAAGUUUUCCCCAAUAUCUAAUUCAGGCUGAGCCCUGGAUCACCAUUGCCUAGUUUAGAUGAAACUUUUAUUUCACCCCUUCAUGCCUUCCGUCUGUAACUGUUGUAUUUGAGCAAACUCUAUAUGACACCUGUGAUUUUUCA
Molecule: messenger RNA, 4709 nt
Organism: Solanum tuberosum (potato)
Lineage: Eukaryota; Viridiplantae; Streptophyta; Magnoliopsida; Solanales; Solanaceae
Product: BRCT domain-containing protein At4g02110-like
Exons: 11
Coding region: 136-4422 (1428 amino acids)
Source: RefSeq, a predicted model, not a curated record